CGCGCCAGCGAGCCUCUGAGGCCGAGCAGCUUUUCUUACCGCUGUUUAUAAGGUGAAAACAAACGGCAGCCGCCUUAAAAACUAAAAAACAAAACAAAACAAACAAAAAAAAUAAAAAUAAAAAAAUCAACUCUCCCCACCUCGACCUGGAGACCUUCCCAAGCCUCUCACCCGCCCCAGUAACUGCCACACGGCCGGCAGAGGCGGCUUUGGGAGGAUAAAAGCUGUUGGGGGCGGCGGUUGGGGCCGUUACCUCAGGCUCCUCGCGCAGCGCCAUGCGGCUCUUUCCCUGCGCCGUAGUGCUCUUGGUGCUCUUGGGGGUCCUGCGCCAUGGCGGUGCCUCAGGUCUUCUUGAGCUCUCCUUGGGAAAAUUCAGAAAUGUACUGCUUAACCAGACCAAUCCAGUGGAAGCUGUAAUCAGGAACAUUGCAAGCAAUGUGACUGUUGUUAUUUUUCAAGUACAUGCCCAGCAAAGCAGUGUGGUGAUAUCCUUUGAUAAGAAUCCAUCUGUGAACAGCUCAGGAACUGGAGUAGACAAAGGACUGGUUUCCAUUCUUCGGCCUCAACAGAGCGUAUGUACGUGGUACCUUCGGUCACGGGAUGCUAGCCAGGUGCUCAGCACAGCUAUCUCUAUUCCCUAUAUGGAGAAAGAUCCUAUUCCUGGAGGCUGCAAUCUAGAAUUUGACUUGGAAGUGGAUCCAAAUAUUUACCUAGACUAUACAUUGGUUGAUAUACACAUCAAGUUUGCCCCUGCAAACUUGGGAUAUACCAGAGGAGCAAACCCACCAUCCUGCGAUUCAGGGACUGGUCAGAACUCCAGAUGGCGACUGCGCUAUGAUGUCUACCAGUACUUCUUACCAGAAAACGAUCUUUCUGAAAUGGUACUCAUGAGCCACAUACGGAAGAUGUCUGAGGUGCAAAGUAUCAAAGCCAAUGGCAUUAAAAUGCUUACACUGACAACUGAUGACAAGACCAAUGUCUACUUUUCCUCACUUCCUGGACAAGGUGUGAUCUACAAUGUCAUAGUAUGGGAUCCUCUUUGGAAUACUUCUGCUGCAUACGUACCUGUGCAUACAUAUGCCUGCAGCUUUGCUGACCUAGUGGAUAACUGCUCUUCUCUCAGUAAACUCUCUACCAAAGUAUUCUUCACUGCUCUUGCUGUUCUUGGUCUUUUCACUUGCUUUUUUGGACACAGAUUCUGGAAAACAGACUUACUCUUCAUGGGCUUCAUAUUCACAGCAUUCUUCUUCUUUGUAUUCAUUACGAGGGUAACUGGCCUUGGUUAUGAUGUGCGUCUUACUUUCACAGCAGUAGCUGGAAUUAUUGGAGGGCUUUUCCUGGUUGCCAGCUGGUGGAGAUUUGGCUCUGUUCUACUCUGUAUGUUUAUUAUUGGACUUGUGCUGGGAUUUCUCUUUUCAUCGAUGGUCUUCUUUACUCCACUAGGAGACUACAGGGUCUUCCGUGAUGAUGUGGUGUUCUGGGUGACCUUUUCUUCUGUGGCCUUGAUGAUUCCAGUGCUUUUUGUUGGCUGUCCAAGAAUUCUGAACAUACUGGCCUCUGCAAUGGUAGGCUCUUAUACAGUGAUCCUAGCUAUUGCUUGUUAUGUCUACACAAGUCUUGCUUACAUCACCUUAGACCUACUCAGAAGGGUCCUCAAUGAUUACUUCAGCAGAGCUUACACCAAUGUGCCUUUUCAAACAAAUGACUUCAUUAUCCUGUCAGUGUGGACAAUGCUGGCCCUCGGCGGAGUAACUGUGCAGCUUCGCCGAGAGAGAAGUGAAGUGCCCUUUCCACCACACCCCUAUCUCACCUGGAAGCGGGAAAGGGAGCGCAGAAGCACCAAUGUCUUAGACCCUAGCCAUCAUAUCCCUCCCUUAAGAGAGAGGAUCCAUAACAAGCUACUGCAUAUCAAAGAGUUUUUUCAGAAAGAGCAGCCAGCUGGGGAAAGAACUCCGUUGCUUCUGUAACUUGCCGAAUAACUGGUGGGAACACAGAGGAGGUAUCUAGGAAUGGUGAGAUGAGUGAUCAUCAGCAAACCAGCCAGUGGUGCAGGAUUUACCACUGCCAAUUUGUCCUCCUUAAGAGGAUUAUAUUUGCCCAACCUGGAAGAAAAGUUAUAUCUGGUACACUACAUGCUGUUUUGUGACACUUUCCUCAAUGGCCCACUGAGCCUGCUGUAACGUGUAUGUCUAGCUGCAGAAUCUUGUACUAAUGGUCAAGUACAGGUAUUUAUCUUGUGGUGAUCUAGUUUGAUGUUUAGGUAUGUGAAAUAUAAAACAGCCCUUGGAAAGCAACCUGUACAAUGCCGGUUCUUCCCUCGCAGUGUGGAAACCACUGCUGAAAUAUUGCCUGACUCGCUCCUGAAGAUGAGCAGUCUGUCAGAUUGUGAGGGAUGAGAGAUAAGGACCAUACACAGAAAGAGUUCUUCUAGCAGGAGCUGAAGUAUCACCUUCUAACAUAGGUACAAAAUUUGUGGCUGCAGAUACAAUUGUUUCCAAGAAGUAUUACUGAACCUUGCAAGCUAAACUAAGUGACUUGAAUUUAAACUGCACUGAAUUAACUGUUGUAAGUGUGCACACUGAGGGUCAGGAAGUGGACUUGAUCUGAGACAAGAAGACUUUCUCCCUUGCUUUCGGAUGGUUCUGUAGCAAGCUGGUCAUCUGGCCUUUGUGCAGAGAUGACUGCUAAGAGAACACAAGAGGUUUGCCUCCUUGUUUGCUUUCUGAACAGCCCGUGUCUUGUUUCUGCUCUGGUAUAAUCUUUUUUCUGAUGGUGCUGUCAUAAAAGAAAAAACCAAAAUAAGCUCUCUGUAGCCAAUGGCACUUUCUUUUCCCUGGAAUUGGUUGAAACACUAUUUUUAUUUUUAAUUAAUAUAUCUUUUAAUUUUUCCUUUAAGGGGUGAAAACAGCAUCCAGCUAGCAAAAUACUGACCAGGAUGCUUCCUGACUGAAUGUGUUCCUUACCAAUUUGGAUUGCAUCUGCCCAAAGCAGAAUGUAGUAUAAAAACAUAUAAGGGACCACUCUUGUGUUCAGUGGAGGAUUGUGAUCUUGUGGUGGCUUUAUUCGUUUCCUUAAAACCAAAACAAACAGCCAUUUUCAAAAUGCAAACCAGAGCACUGUGCUUUUAGUUCACAUAAAUGCACAAGCAGUCCUGAGGCUGUCCUUGGUUUUACCUGCCCUUGUACCUGUUACCAAUCCUGGUCUUCACAUUCAGUGUUUACGCGGUGAUCUGUCAUGUGUUAAAUGAUGGCUGAAGACUUGCGUCCUGUAUCUUGAUGCAGCUCGUGGUGGCUCUUGUUCUUCUCGCUGUCUUUGUACCUUUAGUGCGGGCAGCAAAGUACAUAGUCCUUCCUGUCUGAAGGUGAAUGGCUGUUCUGCUGUCGGAAUGGAACCACCAUGAGUGAAUACCCUAGUGGUGGAAACUUAAGUUCUUGGCCACCACUUUAAGUUCUUGGUGGUAAGUAUGUAAGAAACAACUCUUCGUAAGGAAACCGGCAAAAGAACUUUAUCUGGGAAGUUAGUUGAAAGUUAUACCACCCUGGCAAUAGAAAGGAAUGAAUGACUUUAAAAUGACUCUGCUUACUGGCCAUUUUUCUUUAAGGAGUGAAAGCUUAAUGACAUAGUGUCUGAGGUGACUGAGUUCAUCUGAUGUUUAGAGAGACAAAUCCCAUGAUUGCUUAGAGCUGGAACAUCUGCCUCAAACAGCAGAGCAAGGCUGAAAUUCUGCAAUUUGGGUCUUGCUUCACUGUGCUGCUGUGUGGCACAUGGAGGUAAAUGAGGAGCUCUUUUCCCUGCCCUCUGGCAGACUGAUGCUUGCUGACUGCCCUUACUGCACUGAUACUGAGCAUGUCUUUGCUGUAUUUGAUGGCAAGUAGCAAACACUUAAUUUGGUAUACAAAUGCUCUUAAACAUGUUUACCUAGGGUUUUUUAUAACUGCUGUGAUUAACAUUGUGGAAGAAACAAGUUUAACUCUAAUUUUCUAUAUCUUUUAUAAUAAAGAUGUCUUUUGAAAGAA
This is a messenger RNA of Harpia harpyja (harpy eagle), 4016 nucleotides long. RefSeq names its product transmembrane 7 superfamily member 3 (gene TM7SF3). The record is from RefSeq and is a predicted model, not a curated record. Lineage: Eukaryota; Metazoa; Chordata; Aves; Accipitriformes; Accipitridae. The transcript is spliced from 13 exons. The coding region runs from base 276 to 1967 and encodes 563 amino acids.